GAUGUCUGUGUAUUUCCUAGUAGGGAAUGUCGUUCCCACCUGGGGCCAAAAUUCUGUGGUGUCUUUUAGUGGCUAAAUGGCACAAGAAAACGGCUGCAGAUAGCAAAAAAAAAGUUACCUUGAAAUCUCCAUACAUGUUACAAUAAAAAUUGGCAGCAUAUAUGCAGAAACCACUAUAAAUACACCAUUCCGGAAGUUCAAACAACACAUCUUUCAUUCAUUGUUCUAAGUUUUCCUUAGUAACCUCAUUUGAAAACAUUCCAUCCAAUCAUAAACUAUGUCUUCCACAACUUCUAAAAUCCUCACACUGAUUAUAUCUGCAUUUACCAUUGUGCAGAUAACAUUGGCUAGUGAUCCAGACAUCCUCACUGACUUCAUAGCUCCAAAUGGAAGCCAAGUAGACGGGAGCUUCUUCACUUUCACCGGUUUCCGUGUCCUUCUUCCACCAAACACACAACCCUCAACUUUCAAGGCAUUGAAAGCAAGCAGAACAGAAUUUCCAGCUCUGGAUGGACAAAGUGUGUCAUAUGCUGCUCUUGAAUUCCCACCUGGGAGUAUAAAUCCACCACACACACACCCUCGUUCCUCCGAGCUACUUUUCCUUGCUAAGGGUUCCCUUCAAGUUGGAUUUGUGGACACAACCAAUAAGCUUUUUACUCAAACACUACAACCUGGUGACAUAUUUGUGUUUCCAAAGGGACUUGUGCACUUUCAACACAAUUCUGAUACACAAAAACCUGCUUUGGCUUUUUCUGCCUUUGGUAGUGCUAAUGCUGGAACUGUUUCAAUUCCUAAUACAUUGUUUAACACCACCAUUGAUGAUAAUGUCUUGGCUUUGGCUUUCAAGACUAAUGUUUCCACCAUUCAAACUUUGAAGAAAGGCUUUGCUUCUUAA
Messenger RNA from Trifolium pratense (red clover), 895 nucleotides. Its product is annotated as germin-like protein 9-3. Gene Ontology annotation, molecular function: manganese ion binding. Gene Ontology annotation, cellular component: cell wall. The record is from RefSeq and is a predicted model, not a curated record. The coding region runs from base 278 to 895 and encodes 205 amino acids. The transcript has a single exon. Lineage: Eukaryota; Viridiplantae; Streptophyta; Magnoliopsida; Fabales; Fabaceae.